Dovyalis caffra is the source of this 180-nucleotide messenger RNA. Lineage: Eukaryota; Viridiplantae; Streptophyta; Magnoliopsida; Malpighiales; Salicaceae. The record is from the annotation of a GenBank genome assembly.
AUGUGGGCAUAUUUUUGCCUUCUUAGAACCUCAGCAUUUUGGACUCAUUGUACAUCUAGCCCUGCUCGUAUUUUGAGGAGAACAGUUGAACAGAAUAAAGUUCAUCGUGUUGUUGACAGUUCCCCUUACCCAAUAAAUAUGACUGAAAAAUUAGGAAGCAAAAAGCUUGAGCUUGAAUAG